AUGGCACAAAUUCAAAAUGUGGUACUAGCGUUUUCCAGCCAACUACACGAACUAAAUGAAAAGUUGGAGCAGAUGGAGACCACUUUAAGGAAGUCAUACAUUCCGCCAGGCUUCGACCUGAUUGGAACCAGAUAUUUCUACAUUGAACAUUACGACAGGAAGAACUGGACGGAUGCUGGAAUCGCCUGCCAGCAGAAAGGCGGUUAUCUAGCGGCAUUCAAAAGCCAAGAGGAACUCGAAGAACUUCACAAGGAACUUCAACUGGCAGUAUACUGGCUGGGUAUCAACGAAAGGGAAAAGGAGGGCCAGUUCGUAUCUGUGGCCUCUGGAAAGGCAGUCGAAUAUUUCGAUUGGAUGCUCGAUGAACCCUUCAACUGGCAAGACAUUAAGCAGGAGUGCGUGGCCCUGACUCUUGGGAAAAUGACUGAUGUAGAGUGUUCAAGAGAGUUCCAUUAUAUAUGUCAGUUGGACAAUAAAAUUUAG
Drosophila erecta is the source of this 483-nucleotide messenger RNA. Its product is annotated as C-type lectin 37Db. The transcript has a single exon. Gene Ontology annotation, molecular function: signaling receptor activity. Bases 1 to 483 code for a protein of 160 amino acids. NCBI's taxonomy places the organism in Eukaryota, Metazoa, Arthropoda, Insecta, Diptera, Drosophilidae. The record is from RefSeq and is a predicted model, not a curated record.